This is a messenger RNA of Perca flavescens (yellow perch), 1318 nucleotides long. RefSeq names its product heme oxygenase 1a (gene hmox1a). The record is from RefSeq and is a predicted model, not a curated record. Bases 163 to 984 code for a protein of 273 amino acids. The transcript is spliced from 6 exons. NCBI's taxonomy places the organism in Eukaryota, Metazoa, Chordata, Actinopteri, Perciformes, Percidae. Gene Ontology annotation, molecular function: heme oxygenase (decyclizing) activity; heme binding. Gene Ontology annotation, biological process: heme catabolic process; heme oxidation; response to oxidative stress.
ACACUUCCCACUUCACUUUGACUCAGCAGCUAGAGCGCACGUCAGGGCUGUAUAAAAGAGGCAGCAGCGAGCCGUGAGAACACAGAGGAGCGUUUACUCAGCGGACGGGACCACUCUCACGGGAACGACUGGCGUCGCUUCAGCUUACCACAGUCUGCGUAGAUGGAGACCAUGAAGAGUGCAAGGAAAAAUGACACUGCAGGGGACAUUGGCAGGGAUUUAUCAGAGCAGAUGAAAGCCGUCACUCAGCACAGUCACGUCCGCGCUGAAAACACCCAGCUGAUGCUGAGUUACCAGAGGGGACAGAUCACCCUGCCGCAGUACAAGGCCCUGUUGUGUUCCCUCUACAUGAUCUACAAAGCGCUAGAAGAGGAGAUGGACAGGAAUUCCUCCCAUCCAGCUGUUGCACCGAUAUACUUCCCGCAGGAACUCGCCCGUCUGGAAACGUUAGAAAAAGAUCUGGAGCAUUUCUUCGGCUCGGAUUGGAGGAAGAAGGUCGUUGUUCCCGCAGCCACACUCCGAUACGAACAGAGACUACGAAAGAUUGGCGAGGAGAGCCCAGAGCUGCUGUUGCCCCACGCCUACACUCGCUACCUUGGCGACCUAUCAGGGGGUCAAGUGCUGGGGAAGAUUACCCAGAAGUCUCUGGGGCUGAGCACCUCCGACGGGCUUUCGUUCUUCUCCUUCCCCGGAGUGAGCAGCCCCCACCGCUUCAAGCAGCUGUACAGGAGCCGCAUGAACAGCGUGGAGCUGACGGCAGACGAGAGGGCGGCGCUGCUGGAGGAGGCCGUCGCCGCCUUCGAGUUCAACAUCCAGGUUUUUGAUGACUUGCAGAAAAUGUUGAGCGUCUCCACAGAAACAGCGGACCAAUCAGAGGGCAACGUGGUCAAAACUGGCUUGUUUCCAUCAACCCCCAUCAUGCAGUUCACCGUGGGAUUAUGUGUGGCACUGACCACGAUUGGAAUGGGCAUCUACGCCUUUUAGACUUUACUUUAGUCAUUUGUUAUGCACAUAUAGCAUCUGACUCAUCACUUUUCACAAUUUAUGGAAAUCCAUAACCGCUCUGUCUGUGUUCUUUGGUGAAAUGGGAUAGAUGUGUCGACGUUUGUGUGUUUUUAUCUGGUUUGGUUUCCCUUUUCUUCUUUCACAACAUGCCGUCGAUUGUUCGAGAUCAAAUCAAAAAUCAACGCUGACGUUUGUGUCUCGUCUAUGAACUAUCAAAUCACAGCUGGAACGUGAUUCUCCACUUGUCAUUUUUAUGAACUUCAUAAAAACAAUCUGUAAACGCACAAAAAAAAAAAAACUUGACUUGUGUUGA